This is a messenger RNA of Drosophila arizonae, 4835 nucleotides long. RefSeq lists its product as uncharacterized. The record is from RefSeq and is a predicted model, not a curated record. Gene Ontology annotation, molecular function: DNA-directed DNA polymerase activity. Lineage: Eukaryota; Metazoa; Arthropoda; Insecta; Diptera; Drosophilidae. Gene Ontology annotation, cellular component: nucleus; zeta DNA polymerase complex. Gene Ontology annotation, biological process: double-strand break repair via homologous recombination; error-prone translesion synthesis.
AAAAACAAAAUAUUGAAAAAUAAAACAUAAAUAAAUUGCAAGAACUGAAGGCAAAGGCCCGUGGCGGAUAGCAGAAAAACUUGCCAGUUUUGAUUUUGAGAUAUUCUACUUGAUUCGAAGGAUUUUGCAGAACAAUCAUAGCCAACGAUCAUUUUAACAUCAUGACUGAUCCUUCUGUUGGCUCAUCGUCCCCGAAUUGGGCAAGUCUUAUCGCAAAUGAGAUUAUUCCCGCCUUUGUAGGCGAGGUUCCGCAAAGUACUGAGCAAGCUCCGGCUAGUACGGGUCCAUCAUCGGAGGCGACACGGGAUCUACCGCUGCUGAUGAACAGCUUUAAUGGCCAAAUGUCACCGUAUGCGCCGGUUUUUCACCCCAUGGGCUCAUACGCGUCGCAUCUGCUGGCUCUAGAGCAGGCAGCUCAAAUAAACCCGCAGACGCUACCACCGCCACCGCCACGUCCAAUGGACCCGCAUCUUGAAGAGUACUACGAUGGGGCCCAAGUGCAGGAGAUCUACGACUGCGAGGAUCCUGACGAAAUGCAGGCACAAAUGUAUCCAGGUGAUUACGGCGAUCCCGACAUGAAUGGCUGUACCGUGGACCUCACUCUUCGGGUGGCACCGAGUCCUCGCCCAUUUCCACCACCCAAUCAGCGGGCGCUCGGCAACUGUCCCGAACCGUCAAAUCGGGAGUGUUGGCCGGACGUUGAUCAGCAGAAUGGGCAGCGGCUAAUGCAUCCUCAAAUGCAUAUGUUGAUGCCGCCCCACAUGCAGGGCCAAUUGCCUCCCCACAUGCAGGACCAAAUGCCACCCCACAUGCAGGAUCAAAUGCCACCCUACAUGCAGGGUCCGAUGCCUCCACAUAUGCAGGGUCCGAUGUCUCCUCUUAUGCAGGGUCCAAUGCCUCCUCAUAUGCUGGGUCCGAUGCCUCCUCAUAUGCAGGGUCCGAUGCCUCCCCAUAUGCAUGGUCCGAUGCCUCCACAUAUGCAGGGUCAGAUGCCUCCUCAUAUGCUGGGUCAGAUGCCGGCUCAUAUGCAGGGUCAGAUGCCUCCUCAUAUGCAGGGUCAGAUGCCUCCUCAUAUGCAGGGUCAGAUGCCUCCUCAUAUGCGGGGUCAGAUGCCUCCUCAUAUUCAAGGCCAAAUUCCGUUUCAGCCGCAUCCCCAGAUGCUAUUCCAAUUACAGCAGUCGCCUCACGAUCUUGAGUACUGGGGUGAAAUCCAAGAGCAGAUCGAUGGAGAGCACGAGCAAAUGCUCGGACCUAAUAUGGAACAGGAAAUGCCACCGAUGCUGAACCAAUGCCACCUAGAAGAUCAAGCACAAGCUGAAAACCGUGAAUAUUGGCGCGAAAUUGAACAGGACAAUGUAGCAGCUGAGGGGCAACUGUACAGUCAACAUCCAGAGUAUCCCAUGUCUGAAGUACCGCAUGAAAUCCAAGGUCACAUAACACCCGAGCAUCUGCAAUACUGGCGCGAAAUGGAAGAACAGAAAAACGCUCAACAAAUGCAGAACCAUGGGAUGUUGCUCAAUGUUGAUCAAGAGGACAAUGAGAUCGAGGGGCAUGUGGUAUCGGAGCCGCCUCCACCCGAAUACUGGAUAGAUAACGAUCAGAUUGUCGCAACUGUCGCUCCACACCAACAGCAGGAGCAGCAGCAUCAUCAACGGCGUCGGCAACUACGUCCAGAGGACAUACAGGCGUUGUCUCGCGAGAUCUGGUGCGAUGUGGAGACGAACAGCAAUGUGAAUGCACCGCUUUCCCAGACAUCGCCGUUGCCGACUUCGUAUGAUUACUGGCUUGACAUUGAGCAGUUGAUCGCCUCAUAUGGACUGCAUUCGCCACAGCCGCAGGAGCAGGGCGCAUCAGCAGCCAAUGUCUGGCAGGAUGUGAAGGAGCCGCAUGUCGCUGGCCAAUGCUACUCGGAGGAGGCUGACCAACAAGUGCCCCAGUUGGACCAAGAGCCGGCACCGGUCUGGUGGCCCGCGGACGGACAGCAUGCUGGAGGUGAGCCACUGUUGCCGUGUCCAAGCGAUUGGUUGCCCGAAGGAGUUCCGGGGGUGCUUGAGCCACUCGUGCAGGUGGAAAAUGUGGAUGAGCAAGGAAUAGAGCAUCAGCAACAGGCACCUACGGUAUGUGAUUGGUGGCCCUCUGGACAUGCUAUGCAGCAGCAGGAACAGCAGCAGCAUGAGCGCAUCGACUGGCGUUUGGAGAACCAACAGAACGCCAUGGCUGAGCAUCAGGGAACGGAGCACGUGCAUUCAGUGCCAACAGACAGAGAAUAUUUGAAUGAUGUAAAUCAGGGGGCCGCUAGCCUUGAGUUUCAAGCGCAAGCUGCCAUGCAGCCACAGAUUAUAGAUCCACCUAAUGGCUGGUGGGUAGAGCCCGGGCAGAAUAAGAGAGCACAAGAUGAACCAACCUAUCAUGAUAUGUGCCUCGAGAAGGAACAGCAGGCUUACGCGGAGUCCGAGCAGCAGCAGGAACUGCAGCAAGAUUUUCAGCAGGAGCCACAGAAGCAGCAGCAACAACAAUGUCUGCAACAGGAAUAUCAGAAGCAGCAGGAGCUAGAGCAAGAAGAGCAGCCACAGGAAUUUCAGAAGGAGUUUCAGGAGGAGCAGGAGUGUCAGGAGGAGAAAAAGUUGCCGCCAAAAAAAUCGACAACACCACGCGACUGGUGGCAAGCCGCUGCUUUCACCCCGCAGGAACAUUUGCAGUCACAGGCACAGCCGGUGCAGCCGGUACAGCCACGCAGCAUUGAUUCGCCCGCUGAAUGGAUGCCCUAUUCCUAUGGUGCAUUGACUGUGUCCCAGACUGUAUCCGAGGAAAAAGAGGAUAUGGCUCCGCCAAGUGUUGAGCCAAAGGCAGCGUGUACUGGAUCGACUAUCGGGAACAACGAUAACAAUACCAACGACGAUUCCCAAGAUGACUUUCCAUCCUUCGAGGACUUCGCCCGCCAGGUGAGCGAAUGCAGUCUAUCCAGCUCGGAAUAUAUUGCUACCUUGCGAAACCUUAUGAUACGCGCCCAUAAUCUGAUGCUGCCCUUGCUGCGCGGCCGCUUCGCCAACAUGACCCAGGUCCAGAUGGCAGCCUAUACCACGGCCAUACUGGAGGUCACGCCGCUGCAUCCAAGUCUGUUCCUUCCAUCGACCGUCGCCCGUCCCUGGAUGGGCAACGGAGGACUCUUGCCACCCAGCCAUCCACACAGCUUGACGCCCCAGGAUCUGGCACGCGUCAAUCCUCGUCCCUUGCUGGUCGAUGUGGGCACUCAGACAGAGUACCGUUGCUGGUGCAUGCACAUAAGCAUGUUUCCGCCGCCGCCACUGCCUGCGCCACCACCACAGCCGAGGCCGCAGGGCAAUCCAGCCCCACAGUUUGUAGCGCCGAACGGACCGCGCAUGAUGGCGCCUUGUGGCACGGCGCCGAUGAGUUUCUGGGGCAGACCCAUGGUGCCUAUGCAUGCGAAUCCCUACCCCCAACCCCAACAGGUGCCGCGUCCGCAUAGCUCGCGCUACGGCUACCGCAUCAACACCUACGGCGGUGUACCCUGUCGCUUCAAUAACGGCGGCAACAGCCGCUCGCGCCAUAUGAACCACAUGCACAAUUCGUCCACGCAUCCGAGCAGCCAGCAGAGCGAGGACAAUGCCAGUACAGACAGGAGCUCCACUCGCGUCAAGGACCAGCCGUCGGCACAGCGUCACCAGCAGCGUCACCAGCAGCGCCACCAGCACCGCCACCAGCAGCGGCACCAGCAUCGGCACCAAAAGCAGCAGGAAUCGGACGACACCGAGACACCGUCAUCGUAUCGCAGCCCACACAACACAUCAGUGCUUCGUCUUAGCCCCAACAGCCACAACCGCGAGAUGGCAAUACAGCAGCAGGAACAACAACAGCAACAUGAGCAGCAGCGGCUGUUGCUAGAGCAGGAGCAGACCUCUACCACCACCGGCAGUCAGUCCAGCUCGCCUGUGCUGCGCUCGGAGCAGUACUCGCGCCGCUGCCUGCAAAGCAGCUCCUCCAGCAGUCAGUCCAGCUCUCUGAGUCCCCGAUCCUCCAGUCACAGUUCAUCGGCCAUUAGCAACAACGAUAGCGAGGUGGACGACCUUGACGACAAUGAGGUCGCGGGCGGAAGUGAGGGCGAUAAUGCUGGUAACAUCGAUCGCGUUGUCCAGAGCAUGAACAAUAGCAACAGCAACAGCAACGAGCAGGCAAUUAAUCAAACAUUGACAAACGCGGAAGCAGAAAGUGACGAACCAAAUGUUGCGAGUUCGCAGAGUGGUGCAACCCCACCAGCUUCACAGAUCGGCGAGAAUGAGUCCACGGAAGCACAGACACGUACUCGACUGAAGCCGGCAAACAUAUUUCUGCAGCCAACAGGGCCGGUAAUGCCCAGCAUGCCCAUGAUGCACUUUUUCAUGAAUGGACCCCAAGGCGAUAUGCCCCCGCUAAUCUUCGAUAUGAACGACAGCUCCAGCCCGACUCCCAACUAUGCGCAGUUUUUGCCGAACAUCAAUAUGAACCUGAGUAUGUUCAACAAUACCUUGAUCAACCCGAUAAAUGGUAAUCCCAUGGUUAACCCCAUGGGUAAUCCCAUGGGUAAUCCCAUGGGUAACCCUAUGGGUAACCCCAUGGGUAAUCCCAUGGGCAACCCCAUGGGUAACCCUAUGGGUAAUCCCAUGGGUAAUCCCAUGGGUAAUCCCAUGGGUAAUCCCAUGGGUAAUCCCAUGGGUAAUCCCAUGGGUAAUCCCAUGGGUAAUCCCAUGGGUAAUCCCAUGGGUAAUCCCAUGGGUAAUCCCAUGGGUAAUCCCAUGGGUAAUCCCAUGGGUAAUCCCAUGGGUAACCCCAUGGGGUAA